AAUGCCGCAAAAUAAACUGAGGAAAAAGGAGACGGUUAAACGCAAUAAAGACUUUUUAAAGAGAAUAUAUAACUUUUUAACGUGGCCCAAGUCUAAAUCUCCCAUUUUGGAAGACAAAAUAUGGAUUAGGGGAAAGAACAAGGUUGUACUUGAUUCUCUUGGCUUUACCCUUACGGGAAUAGAAUUGGGUCGAGGAGUAAAUUCAGUUGUCCUUGGCGGUAAUUCAAUUCGUACGGGCAGUCCCGUAGCUAUAAAAAUAUAUGACAAAUUUAAAAUGAUCAAAGAGGGCAAAAUACAUAUUUUUGAAAAGUUUGUCAUCAGAGAAUUAAAGAUAAUGGCAAAGAUUUCACAUCCAAAUAUUAUUAAAUGUAUAGCCGCUGCAACCUCUCCUAAAAAGGCCUAUCUAGUCAUGGAAUACCUAACUGGACGGACAGUUAAAGAUGAAUUAGAUCGUCACAAACGCCUAACAGAACCAAUUGCUGGUGUAUGGUUUAGCCAACUGAUAGAUGCUGUUCAUUACCUACAUAUCAAGGGUAUUGCUCAUAGAGAUAUAAAAUGUUCGAAUCUUUUAUUAGAUUCGAAAAAUUCUAUAAAACUGUCUGAUUUUGGUCUAGCAACCUACAACUUAAACGAUCAUAGGGCUUUAGGAAUCAUUUGGUCGGCAACCUUUGUUGGUAAUUUAGAAUAUGCUGCUCCAGAGGUCUUAUUAGAACAUGAAUAUAUCGCUACUAAAGCCGAUAUGUGGAGUGUUGGCAUAGUCCUCUACGUCUGUCUUUACGGCCAUUGCCCAUUCAGAGGUAAAGACAGAAGGGAUAUCCUUAAUUCUAUUGAAGGUGGUUUAGCCAAAGAAGACGACGAAGAAGUAUCAAUGCCUUAUGUAAAGAACGAGGAAUUUUAUAAGAAAUACCAAGGUCUAAGAAUCGAUGACGUAAGAGAGAAGAAAGCUACACGCAUCCUUACACAAUCUAUUGAAGAUACUUACACCAAGAAAGAGGAAUUUAGCAGUCAAUUAAAAAAUCUAAAACAAGAUAUAAUUAGCGAAAAGUCAAUUGAAAAUGAAGAAAGUAAAUUAGAUAAUUCAACAACUAAAUAUAGAAAAACAGUUCUUAGUAAAAUUGACGAAGGGACAAACUCAGUAAACGAUUCAAAAGCUCAAAUUAUAGAUUCUACUUCACUAUCUUCCAUUUCAUUUAACAAUUUUGAUGGCAAUUUAUCGGUUAAAUCUAGUAGGAAUAUUGUUGAAAAAAAUGGGGGAAAUACUCAACAACCAAUUAACAAAGAUUUGCUUUAUGAAUCAAUCACGUUGAAAGAAGAUGAAGAUUGUAAGAGAAAUAUAAAAGAUGAGAAAAAAGAUAAAAUAAUUGAUUUUCAAGAAAAAAACAUAGAUUUUUAUAUAAAAAAUAGCGAAAGUAAUGAAAAUCAGAUGCCUACUGAAGAUGAUCUAAAUUAUCAGCAAUCUAGUACCGACUGCUCAAAUGGGAACGAAAAACAAGUUGAAAAUCAAUUAAAACCUCUGAAAUGCCCAUAUUCUUCACCCUUAAGUUUUCCUCAGGAGUAUCUCUUAGAAACUAAACAAGAAAUAUCAACGAAGGACGAGAAACAGAAUACCACCCUAAAUAAGACCUUGCCGAAUGAUGAAAUGGAAAAUGUUUCAGUUGCUAGUACAGUUCCGGGAAGUAUGAUAAUAGAAGAGGAAGAAGAUGAAUUAGAUGAUAAAACAAAUGUUUCAAAUAUAAACAAGGUUGAAAUUUUUAACAAAUCUAAUUCGUUUUAUGAAAAGUGCUCAAUUACAUCAAAUGAAAGCGAAGAGAAACUGCGAAAUUCGAAUUUAACUAACGAACCAGUCUCUGACGGAUCGAAUAUUCAUCACUAA
Molecule: messenger RNA, 1873 nt
Organism: Dimorphilus gyrociliatus
Lineage: Eukaryota; Metazoa; Annelida; Polychaeta; Dinophilidae
Source: the annotation of a GenBank genome assembly